ACGCCUCACUCCUUGGAGCCCAGUCUGAGGGAGUGUCGCAAAAGUUGCCCGUUUAGGGACUUUACCCUUUGGCUUCCCAAAGGGGAGAACUGGCUAAAUAUUUGCACUAAAAAUAAUACGAAUCCGGUUUCUCACUUUCCAACAACCCUCCGCUGCUUACACUUGGAAGGACACGUGAAUCACCUCUCCCAGGUCCCGAAAGGCGCAGCAGGUUGAUAGUCUCUUGGUCCCUGACAGUCUCCGCCUUCCUUGCUGCCCCGCCCCCUCUGCUGGAUCCUGCACCGCCGAUUGGCUAGAAGCACUUGAGCGGCGGAAGCAGCUGGCUCGCGCGGGGACUUGGGGGAGGGGGCGAGCCGCGAAGAUGGCGGCAGUGGUGGAGGUGGAGGUUGGAGGAGGUGCUGCUGGGGAACGGGAGCUGGAUGAGGUUGAUAUGUCAGACCUUUCCCCAGAGGAACAAUGGAGGGUCGAGCAUGCACGCAUGCAUGCCAAGCACCGCGGUCACGAAGCCAUGCACGCUGAAAUGGUCCUCAUCCUCAUCGCUACCUUGGUGGUGGCCCAGCUGCUCCUGGUGCAAUGGAAGCAGAGGCACCCCCGCUCCUACAAUAUGGUGACCCUCUUUCAGAUGUGGGUUGUCCCCCUCUAUUUCACAGUGAAGCUGCACUGGUGGAGGUUCCUAGUGAUCUGGAUCUUUUUCUCUGCUGUCACAGCCUUUGUCACCUUCCGAGCCACCCGAAAACCUCUAGUCCAGACAACCCCAAGGUUGGUUUAUAAGUGGUUCCUGCUGAUCUAUAAAAUCAGCUAUGCCACUGGCAUCGUUGGCUACUUGGCUGUCAUGUUUACUCUCUUUGGUCUUAACUUAUUAUUCAAGAUCAAACCAGAAGAUGCCAUGGACUUUGGCAUUUCUCUUCUCUUCUACGGCCUCUACUAUGGAGUUCUCGAACGUGACUUUGCAGAAAUGUGUGCAGACUACAUGGCAUCUACCAUAGGGUUCUACAGCGAGUCGGGCAUGCCUACUAAGCAUCUUUCGGACAGUGUGUGUGCCGUGUGUGGGCAGCAGAUCUUUGUGGACGUCAGUGAAGAGGGCAUCAUCGAGAACACGUAUAGACUGUCCUGCAAUCACGUAUUCCACGAGUUCUGCAUCCGGGGCUGGUGCAUCGUGGGAAAGAAACAGACGUGUCCCUACUGCAAAGAGAAGGUAGACCUCAAGAGGAUGUUCAGCAACCCCUGGGAGAGGCCUCAUGUCAUGUAUGGGCAACUGCUGGAUUGGCUUCGAUACUUGGUAGCCUGGCAGCCUGUCAUCAUUGGUCUGGUGCAAGGCAUCAACUACAUCCUGGGCCUGGAGUAGUCAGGAGGAGCGCCAGUGGAGAGCACACCCACCCGCCAUGGACCUCGGGGCACUCUCCUCCCUGCCCACGAAGACCUCCUGGGUGGGAAGGACUCAGAGGGGUGCUUGGGCCACUCGGGACCCCUCCGGCUGUGUCCGAACUGGGGAGGGAUAUGAUGGAGAGCCAGCCAGUGGGGCUGUCAGCAGUGGGGGGCUUUUUAAAAGAAAACUAUUUUGAUGAAUAUAUUUAAAAAACCUUUUUUAUUGCGGAGCACAGGAAUGCCCCUCUCCAGGUUUCACCCUCCCUGCCUGAGCAGGGUAGGAGCAGAGCCAUGAUAUUUUUGGCUUAAAGGAGCCUUCUCACUUCUGGCUCAGAGCACUGGUGGCUUCCCAGGUAGCUGAGAGCCUCAGCCCACCCUCUCCCCUCUCCAUCCCUCUGUGGGGCUCAGGCUGGUACCAUGGGUGAGCACUGAGGGCCCAGGUGUCUUCCCUGCCCUGCUGUGUGGGACACGGGACGGGUGUUGUGCCUGACCCUGCGUCCCCCCUGUCCAGGAGCUAUAGGCUGGUUGAGGCAAAUGGAACCUCAUCAGUGACUUUUCCAGCAAGGGAAGUCCUGGGGCCUCAAAAUUCAUGGAGGAUUCCUUUUGGGACAGCUGGAAGAAUCAGCACUGUGGAUAACUUGCCCUUGAGCGAGGCUGUGGUCAGUCAAGAACAGAGGCCACCUCUAUAUAAUCGGACCCUGGGGCAAUUGUUGGCAGUAAUGAUUAAGGCCCCCUUGUGCAAACUGAUUCUUCAGUCGAUCCUUCAGUGGAGUGAUGGCAUGUGCCAAAGGCCACUCUGCCACAUCACUUCCUUCCUGAAAGCCUGAGUAAGAAUGCGUAUGCAUGUACUUGUGUAUGUGUGUGUGUGCACGUGAGGCAGAAGGGUCUGACUGAGGUCCACUUCCCCUGUCAUCACAUGAUGUGUCCUUGAAGCUGGCAGGGGAUUCCCAGCUCAGGAAGGAUCCCUACAUGAGUUUUGUCAUUCAUGGGUCUCCCUGGGCCUGACAGCCGGAGUGGUGGGUGUGGGAAGAGGAACAAGGCCUAGGUCCGAGUACAGGUUCUGAAAAGGUGCUUCUAGGCAGUCGCAGCCCCAGUUCCAGGAGUGUUGAGGAAAGUGAGAGGUCGGACAUGGGCCUUCAACGCCGGGUUUCCCAAAGGGAACGUGGCCCAGCAGGGCCUGCCCUUCAAGGGCAGCAGGAACCAGGCAGGAUCUUGUUGCUCCCAUCUGAAUAAAGCUCCGUGAGCUGGGUUGGAAA
Carlito syrichta (Philippine tarsier) is the source of this 2621-nucleotide messenger RNA. It is a transcript of the gene RNF121, whose product is annotated as ring finger protein 121. The record is from RefSeq and is a predicted model, not a curated record. Gene Ontology annotation, molecular function: ubiquitin protein ligase activity; metal ion binding. Gene Ontology annotation, cellular component: Golgi membrane; endoplasmic reticulum membrane. Bases 362 to 1345 code for a protein of 327 amino acids. NCBI's taxonomy places the organism in Eukaryota, Metazoa, Chordata, Mammalia, Primates, Tarsiidae. The transcript has 9 exons.